This is a messenger RNA of Orcinus orca (killer whale), 10518 nucleotides long. RefSeq names its product tetratricopeptide repeat domain 27 (gene TTC27). The record is from RefSeq and is a predicted model, not a curated record. The coding region runs from base 208 to 2424 and encodes 738 amino acids. NCBI's taxonomy places the organism in Eukaryota, Metazoa, Chordata, Mammalia, Artiodactyla, Delphinidae. Gene Ontology annotation, molecular function: protein binding. The transcript is spliced from 18 exons.
UGUUCUUCCCAGGGUUCUCCGCGCUACCGUUAUGGUCGCCUCCUUGUGCCGGUGUCCGCACAUGGGGUUCUAGGGCUGUGGAUGUGCUUACAGGAACUGUCGCCACUACUCUUCGACGUCUUUGGACCCUCUUCCUUUCACUUUCUUUUGUUGACUCCUGUGUGACCCUCGUAGGACUCUGUUUUGGUUGCACCGAUAUCUGAGGUGAUGUGGACCCCGGAGCUGGCCCUACUGAGGGGCUUCCCCACUGAGGCUGAGCUGCAGCAGUGGAAGCAAGAGGGAGUCGCCGGUUCGGAGAGUGGAUCUUUCCUACAAUUGCUGCUAGAAGGGAACUAUGAGGCCAUAUUCUUAAAUUCAUUGACUCAAAGUAUUUUAAAUUCAGCAACGAUGACUGAAGAAAAGAUUGACAGCUACCUAGAGAAGCAGAUAGUAACAUUCCUGGAUUACUCAACAGAUUUGGACAAAACCAGAAGACAGCAGCUGAUAUUCCUACUUGGUGUGAGCAGUUUGCAACUUUUUGUUCAGAGUAACUGGACGGGGCCUCUUGUUGAUUUACACCCUCAGGAUUUUCUGCCGUCUGUUUUGCUCCAGCAGUUUAGUGAGGUCAAAGGACUGGAUGCACUCGUUCUGAGUUUGCUCAUUCUAGAUGGUGAAUCAAUCUACAGCCUGACCUUGAAGCCUAUACUGCUAUUAUUAGCACGAAUUUCCCUAGUGAAUGUAAGACAUAGGCUGACAGCUAUUCAGAGCUUGCCAUGGUGGACUUUGAGAUGUGUGAAUAUUCACCAGCAAUUGCUUGAGGAACGCUCACCUCAGCUCUUUGCUCUUGCUGAAGACUGUAUUGAUCAAGUGAUGAAACUAGAGGAUCUGUUUGUAGAUGAUUCAGGUCGAUAUUUGGCUGUUCAGUUCCAUCUGGAAUGUGCAUAUAUAUUUUUAUAUUAUUAUGAAUAUAAAAAAGCAAAAGAUCAGUUCAAUAUUGCUAAAGAGAUCUGCAGAUUACAAAUUGAUUUGACAGGUGCUUUGGGAAAAAGGACACGGUUCCAGGAAAAUUACGUGGCCCAACUUAUUCUAGAUGUAAGAAGGGAAGGAGCUGUGUUUUCAAAUUAUGAAUUCACUCCAGCACCCACUCCUCAGGAAUAUUUAACCAAGAAUAUUGAGCUCAAUGAUGAUACUGUUCUAAAUGAGAUAAAGUUAGCAGAUUGUGAACAGUCGCAGAUGCCUGACCUGUGUGCUGAAGAGCUUGCUGUUAUCCUUGGAAUCUGCACAAAUCUCCAAAAGAAUAACCCAGUGCAUAAGUUAACUGAAGAGGAGCUGCUGGCAUUUACAUCCUGUUUGCUUUCACAACCCAAGUUCUGGGCCAUUCAGACAUCAGCUUUGAUCCUCCGGACAAAACUUGAGAGAGGAAGCACACGCCGAGUGGAACGGGCAAUGAGGCAGACACAGGCUCUUGCAGACCAAUUUGAAGAUAAGACUACGUCUGUAUUGGAACGUCUGAAGAUUUUCUAUUGCUGUCAAGUGCCACCUCAUUGGGCCAUUCAGCGCCAGCUUGCAAGUCUACUCUUUGAGUUGGGAUGUACCAGUUCAGCCCUUCAGAUAUUUGAGAAGCUAGAAAUGUGGGAAGAUGUUGUCAUUUGUUAUGAAAGAGCUGGGCAGCAUGGGAAGGCAGAAGAAAUCCUCAGGCAAGAGCUGGAGAAAAAAGAAACACCAAGUCUAUACUGCUUGCUUGGAGAUGUCCUUCGAGAGCACUCUUACUACGACCAGGCCUGGGAGUUGUCUCAGCACCGCAGUGCUCGCGCCCAGCGCUCCAAAGGCCUCCUCCAUCUGCGAAGCAAAGAGUUUAAAGAAUGUGUGGAGUGCUUUGAACGCUCGGUGAAGAUUAAUCCCAUGCAGAGGAAAAAGCUAGACUGUCAGCUUCUAAAGAUCACUGCGCUGCCUACAGCUUGCCUGCCUUCACAAUUUGCCUUGGAAAUAAGCUCCACAGAAACCUCCACCAGAGCUUCUCUGUCAGAUGAUUAUCUUUCUCCAUCCUUGCCCAGUCCCUUGCUCGGGGUGUGGUUUUCUCUGGGCUGUGCCUAUCUGGCCUUGGAAGACUAUGGAGGUUCAGCAAGGGCAUUUCAGCGCUGUGUGACUCUAGAACCUGACAACGCUGAAGCUUGGAACAAUUUAUCAACUUCUUAUAUCCGAUUAAAACAAAAAGUGAAAGCUUUUAGAACUUUACAAGAAGCCCUCAAGUGCAACUAUGAACAUUGGCAGAUCUGGGAAAACUAUAUUCUCACUAGCACUGACAUUGGGGAAUUUUCAGAAGCCAUUAAUGCUUAUCAUCGGCUCUUGGACUUAAGAGACAAAUACAAAGAUACUCAGAUAACUUUCAGUCAUUUUGGGAAAAAUUUAAGUAUUGCAUUAUUGCACCCCAUUUGCUGUUUAUAAAUGGACGAGGAAGGAAAGGGGAUUAACAUAUAUCCAGUGCUUACUAUGUUCUUGGCACUUAACAUGGAUUAUCUUUUAUAGGGCAUACAGUAUUUGAGGUGGGUACUAAAUAGUCCUCAUUUUACAAUGUAUGAAUAUGAGACCCAGAGAGGUUAUAUAACUUGACCAGUCAUAUAUCUAGUAGGAACCAGAGAUAGGAAUCACAUUUAGGCAUGUCUGUUUUUUGUGUGAACCAAACCUUGAAGUCUAUGGGAAGAUUUAUAUUAAAAAGCACAUUUCCCCAUCAUAUUAAUGUGCAUUUGAACUAUAUCUAACAAAGUUUUUUUUCCUUCAAAUUGGGGUAUAAUUUACAUAUAAUAAAAUGCACAGAUCUUAAGUGUAAGUUUGAUGUGUUUUGACCAUUAAGUAUUCUUAUGUAACUACUUCCCAAAAAAUAUAUGGAACAUUUUCAUCACCAGAGAAAGUUCUAUUAUACCCCUGUGCAGUCAACUGAACCACCACCCUUUCCCCUCACCCAGGCAACUACUAUCUGAUUUCUGUCACCACAGUUCAGUUUUGCUUUCUCUUGAAUGUCAUACAAUAUGUAUUCUUUCCUAUGUUGUUCUUUGUGUGGAUUUCUAUUUGGGGAAGGAGGGAGGUGGUGUUGAUGGGCAGUGGGGCAGGUUGCCAACCAGAUUGAAGUCCUGGAGCAAGUGGUGGCUGGGCUUACCUGAGAGAGAAGAGCAGAGGGAAUGGAUAUAUUAUAUACAAAUUCUGUCUCUGUGAAGUAGAUACUAUCUCCAUUUUACUGCUGAAGUAUCUGAGGCUCAGCAAGAUGAACUAAUAAAGUUGAUCUUUCACAGCUAACGAGCAGUCAAGCCAGGACUUGAAGUCUGACCUAUUUAACCUAAAACCUGUGCAUGCCUUUUCCACACGUGAAGAAAUUUUUUCUUUUUUUGGUGAAGGAGUGAAAAAGACAAUGUUAAACUGCCUACGUCUCUCUGAUAACUGAAGUGUGGGGAAGCCAAGGGUGAGGGUUAUCAGACCAGGAAACAGAGCAGGUUCUUUAGAGAGCUCCAAGUGGAGGGGGGACUUGGCCAAGCCAGGGAGGCGGGAAAUGGCCUCAUUCCUGGCCUCCAGCCCUCCUGGAAGUGUUUGUACCUGGACCUGAGGCAAUCCUAUUCCUUCCUGCUUUGAAGACCUCCAGGAUUCAAAGGGCCAACGCCUUGUGCUUUCAGCCAAGAUUUUGGGGAGACUUGGCCAAGGACCUCAAGGUUAGUGUUGGGGAAGAGGAUAGUUAUACUUUUCUCUUUGUGGAGAUUAGAAUCGCUGCUCCUCCAUGUGAGAAAACGUCAGCUCUCUUCAGGGGCUAGUGGUGGUCCCCCACAGUCACACUCUGCUUGAUGCAGUCCAUGGACCAUGAUGGAAGUGAGAAAUAGGCUGAGGAAAGAGAAUGAAACAAAAGUGCUCUAUCACUGAAGUGAUUAGAGAUGUGGGUUAGAGAUUUAGACGUCAUUACAUGAAGUUGGUGGUGUGGCAUUGGUUUAGUUAGGAAGUGAGGGGCUGCAGGGCUGUUUAUACUGAUUAAAAUGAAAUCCCUCUAAACAUCCAGGCUCAAAAAAUAUACUUAGAUUAUUUUAUGAUACACAAAAUGAAUUCCAAAUGGGCUAAAUAUAUGCUAAAUAUUUUUUCAUCUCCUAGAAAAAUUAGCAGUACAAGUGGGUAUUUACCAUAUUUCCUGAACUUUGAAGCAAGAAAAAAAAACGUGAAGGAAUUUUUAUGACUUCAUGGAAAAAAUAUGUGAUGAAAUAUUUGUAACAAAUAGAAAAGAUAAAAAGCUAAUAAUAUCCUUAUUAUAUUAAGAGUUAACAUCUGCUACAGGAAUGAAAUGGGACAGGAGAGAGGAUUCAGAAACAGACUCAAGUAUGAGAAUUUAGUUCAUGUUAAGGAUGGCAUUUUAAAUCUGUGGGAUAAAAUAAAAUAUUCAAUAUGUGUUGAAAUAGUUGGCCAAGUAUUUGGGACCCAAAAUGAAGGCUCUGCUUCACUCCUUAAACCAAAAUAAAUUCAAAUGGAUAAGAUAUUUAUUUAUUCAUUUAUUUGGCCGUGCCACCUGGCGUGUGGGAUCUUUAGUUCCCCGACCAGGGAUUGAACCUGUGCCCCCUGCAGUGGAAGCACAGAGUCUUAACCACUGGACCGCCAGGGAAGUCCCUGGAUAAAUAUUUAAAUUGAAAUGGCUUGAGAAGCAGGAUCAUGUUGUAGGUAAGAGCAUAGAUUCUGGGGUUAGACAGCCUUUGCUUACUACCUCUGCCAAUCACUAGCUAUAUGACCUGAGCAAAUUACUGACCACUUUUGUUCUUCAGUUUCGUAAAACAGGGCUGGUGUUAGUACCUCACAAGAUUGUUGUGAAGAGUAAGUAAGUUAAUAUAUGUAAAGGGCAGAGAAUAGUGCCUGGCACAUGUGAGUGCUGUGAGUAUAGCUGCCGUCAGCAUCGUGAUCAUAUCGUCACUAUUAUUGAAAAAGUAAAACCAUAAAAGCACUUAAAAGAAAGUAUGGUAAAUAUUUUUGUAAGCUUGGGGGUGGAGAAAACAUUUUUAAUCAUGACACAAAAGCCACACUCUGCUAAAGAAAAGAUGGAGAGAUUUGAAUUGAAAACUUCUACACAUGAGGAAAGGAUGACUUCUGACCAGAGGGCUGGACGCCACUGUCCUGAGGAGGGACAGGCUGAGACAUGACAGCCUCACUUAGUGCUUCCUGAACUGAAACUGGAAGAGGGUUAGUAGAAGCCAGUUAAGUGCCCUGGGAAGCAUUCGUCGUACUGUUCUCCACGUUGCCUUAGUCUUUCUACAUAAGACUGCUGGAUUCGUUACCUGGGGCUAUUCUACCAAAUUACUACAUGCUUGGUGUCUUCAAACAACAGAAAUUGAUUCUCUUCAGUAAUGGAGGCUAGAAGUCUGAAAUCAAGGUGUUGGCGGGGCCAUGCUCCCUCUAAAGGCUCAGUGAAGAAUCUUUCCUUGCCUCUUUCAGCUUCUGGUUCCAGGCAUUCCUUGGCUUGUGGCUGCAUAAUUCUAACCUGUGCCUCCCUCUUCACCUACUUCACCUCCUUCCCUCAUGUCUCUGUUUGUCGGCUCCUUUUCUUAGAAGAAUAUUAGUCAUUGGAUUCAGGGCCCACACUAAUCUAAUAUGACUUCAGCCUAACUAUUUCUACAAAGACCCUAUUUCCAAACGAGAUCACAUUCUGAGGUUCUGUUUCAACAUGAAUUGUCGGGGGGGACACUAUUCAUCCCACCACAACUUUCAUGCUCCGUUUUAGGGAGAAAGCGGUGGCUUUGAGAAUAGUGAGGCUGGUAAAGGUAAGGGAGUGUGUCCAACACACACCUCAUUGGUAGCUUUGGUAGGAGGAGAGGUGACGUGCACAGAGGUGCCCCCGAGAGAAGGCCAGAGAGACCUCAGCUGAUCACAUGAAGGUCUUGCCUAAAACAAUACCAGAGAUUUGAACAUCUGGAAGGGACAGAAGGGAUAAUAAGAAUAGGGAAGGAGUUGAUAGAAAACUAAUAAAGCUUUUCAAAGAGAUACACUUACUUAGUUGUAUGCAGUAUUGAGAGAGAAGACCGGAAUCCCAUGCCAUGGUGGACAAAUUAGAAUUUCUAAGAAGGAUCUAUUUUUAGGCUUCAGAAGAUUGUGAGAUUACCUGAAAUAUCAUGAAAAAAAUUUGUGUAUGUGGCUAUGCACCUAUUCUGGGUAGAGGGUUCAAAACUCUCAGUUAGAUCCCCAAGGGUGUCCAGAACCCCAAGAAAAAAACCACAGACGAAAUAAAGAAUAUCUUUGGAGUAGAGUAUUAGGACUAGUUUUCCAAUAAAAAGGCAAGUGGACCUUCCCUUGUAAUCACCAUGGGUUAAAGUUUACCUGUAUAGCUGUGUUAUAUUACAAAUGCAUUUAUCAUUGCUCUUGUCUUUUGAAAGUUCUCAAGCUUUACAAACUGUGCACAAAAUAAUUUAUGUGCACUCCCCCCGCCCCCAGCCCAGUCCCCACCCCAUUCCUCUGCUGCUCUUCAGGGCUGACUCUUUGGGAGAAGCAUCUUGCUGCACAGUCUCCACUUCCCCUCUUCCUGUCCUCUUUGGAACCCACGCCCUCUGGGCUCAUCUCCGCCAGCCUCCUGAGCGUGCUGUUGUCAGGGUCUGUAUUGCCACAUCCAGGGGACAGCUGUCAGCCCUCAGGUUUCUCAGCCUAUCUGUUACACUAACGCAGUUGAUCUCUCUUCCUUCUUCAAAUGCUUUCUUCGGCAGGCUUCCAGAAUUUCACAACUCUUAAGCUACCAGACGCAGCUUCCUCGUCUCCUUUGCAGAAUCAUUCUCGCCUUUCCUUCCCUAUGAGAGCAAUUCCAGGCUCAGUCCUCACGCUAUUUUUCUGCCCCACUUACACUGCUACCCAGGGGAUCUCACCAUUCCCUUGGUUUUUCCCGCUCAUCUUCCUGAGGAUACGUAUUAUGAAAUCAAGUUUUCCUCCACAUGUCCCUUUAAUUCUUUGUCACAUAGGCUGUUCAAUUUGUUUCUUUCAUUAUGGUUGCACUUUUCAGAUGUCUUACUUUUGUCCCUCUUGGCUCCUACUCCCCCGGGGAUAUUGGCUUCUUGACUGGUAAUGCGUACUUGGUGAGAGGGUCUAAAGCAAGCCCAGGACCAACUGUGCCCCUCCCGGUGAGUUUGGGCCACAAGGGGAGCUCACCUUUUGGAAACACCUUGCCACUGCCUCCUCCCACCACCACCACCACCGCCGCCAAGUGGCCUGGCUCCUCAGGAAACCUUUCUUAUCUCUGCCAGGCACUGCUGUCUUCCAGUCCCAUCUUCCUGAGUAGUCAUCCAGCAGGUGGGGGGCUGGCCAGGCCCUCUGCCCCCAGGCGGUACCUGCCUGGUCCCUGGCUUGCACUGGGCUGGCACUGCUGUGUUUCAGUCUCUCCACGUUGAUGGCAAGUGGUGUAUAGAGUAGUGUGUGGAAGAAAAAAAAAGCACAACUAAACAGCUUUUCUCAGCCCAUCUGUGAACCUUGGUCCCUUGUACAUCUCCAUCGUGGGCUGCUCUUCUCCACCAAACCAGGACCCAGCCAGUCUCUGUCUCUCCAGGGUUUCCCAUGUGUUUGCUGUUACUUUCUCAGAUUCAUCAACUUUCUCUUUUUUUUAAGCAGUGUACAGAAUUGGGGUUCAGAAAAAGAGGCUAGCAACGUGUUAGUGCAUCAGCUUGUAGGCUAUGUAAUCUCCAUAUGAAGAUGAACAAUAAAACCGUUUUCACAUUGGAAAAUAAUGAGUUCCGUACAAAUUAAGAAAAAAUUUAAAUAUCUUAAAAAGGAAAUAUACUUACUGAACAAACAUUUGGAAAGAGAUUUAAAUUCACUAAUAAUAAAAGAGAAAUUCAGAAUAAUAGCUGCGUAUAUUUUUAGUGGAACAAAACAUCAAAGAUUAAAACACCUACACACACACACACACACACACACACAUACACACACAGUGCUGGUAAUAUGCAGUGAAAUGACACAUGUUCAUAUACUACAGAUGGACAUCUAAUUUGAUUUAGCCCUUUUUGAAACUAUCCAGGCUAUCUCUAGAGUCUUAAAAUGUUUAUUCCCUUGAUUCCAUAGUUCUGUUCCUGGAAUUCUAACCUAAAGAAGCUUCAGUAUGAAAAAUAUCUUUAGGCACAAAAAUAUGCAGUGAAGUGUUCUUUAUAAUGAUAAGGACAAUGGCAGUACAUGGAAACAGCCUAACUGUCUAACUGCAGGGGAAUUGUUAAAUAGACUGUGCUCUGUCAACCCAGUGGGAGGCUUUGAACCUAUUAAAGUGAUCUAUCUAAAGAAUAUAUGAAAACAUCAAAAAAUUCUAUGACAUAAUGUUAAGUGAAAAAGGAAGAUAAAACAGUUUACAUAGUAUUAUAUUUAAAAAUUUACAUACAGUAAAGAAAUUAGAAAUUAAUGACAGUAGUGCUUGUGUUUGCGAAUUUUAUUUUCUCUUUUUAUUUUUAUUAGCUCCAAUGUCUUGGGGAAAUUUUUAAGUUAAAAAAGAAAAAACUACAAAAACCUGUCUGGUUUGGGUUGAUUCAAGAUUUGGCAAAAAAAUGAUAAUGAACUGAUCAAAGUUAUUGGCAUACAUAUUUCAUAAAAGAGCAAAUCUUUCCAAUAAAAAGAACUUAUUAUUAGAAAGGAAGGAACAACAGAGGAGUAAGGAGCUGUGCUUUAUCAUUUAAUACAGCAAAUGCUUGAGAGCAAGAGCCAGGAUGCGAGCUGCAGGUUCAAAUCCACCUCUGCCUUCCCUAGGUGUGUGACCUUGGACAAGUUAUUUACCUUCUCUGUGCUCCAGUUUCUUCAUCUGCAGAAUGCAAAUAACAAGAGCACCUUCCCCCUAGGGUUGUUAGGAAGAUUGUAUUCAUAGAGCCCCCGGCUCAUAGGAAGGUGUAUAUGUACGAAUAUUACCUGCUAUCAUCAUCGUCUUCUCUUCAUCCUCAUCAAAACUCAGGAGGCCAGUAUCACUUGUGUUCAAGACCCAGCUCCACCAUUCACUUGCGUUGUGCCCUUGAGAAGUUCAUUUUGCCUCUCAUGCUUCAAUUUCUUUGUAAAGUGGAGAAAAUAAAGUCCCUGCUUCCUAGGGUUACAGUGAGAACUAAAUGAAAUCAUGUUGGUCGCAUACUUAGAAUGGGGCUUAGCACAUGGUGAGUGCUCAGAGCAGGGGUAGUGGGAGGUAUUGAGGGCUGAUACCAUGGUGGUAGAGUUUGUUCUUCUUUAGCUCCAUUUUAAUCCAAGUAAGUAUAGAGGCACAUAAUGAGUGGGCGAUGAUGAGGGCUUUGCUGUCCCCUUUUGACAGAGUAAGGAAGUUGAGGGUCAGUGAUGAUUGUGAUAGUUUAUAGGUUUAUAUUGCUUUACAGUUUUUGAAGCUCUUUACCUGUAUAUUGACUCCUUGAUACAACAGUUCUGUGAUGUUGCAGACAGAAGACCUGUCCUCGUUACCGCUGUUUACCAACUUCCUAGCCAUUCCCGCACAUUCAUGGUGGACUUCAGCAACCGACUAUGUAUAUCUUCCUCCCCACUCUAGAUCUACUGUUCUUGAACACUUGGUUUUAGGUAGAUGGCACAUCCAAUACUUUGGACUUAAACUUCUUUGCUCUCAUCUUAUUUCAUAGGAGCAACCCAUCCAAGUGGCCAUAUCUUGGAUCCUGUUUCCCCAAGAAUCGUUUACCUCUAAAUUCUUAAACUUUAGUACUCUACCCUUCAGCCUCUUAUUACAUACUUAAUAAUUUAUAGUUUUAACUAGUUACUGAUGGGUUCAGUAAUCAUAUUUUUACCCAGUUUACAGUAGAUAAAAACAUUUACUUGUUAAAAAAAAAUCUUUUUCACCUUUGAUGGUGCAAAGGACUAUAAUGCAGGUAAACUUUGUAGACUGCCCAGGAGAAAAUCAUAAUCCUUGGUGAUUCAUUUUAUCAGAGAAAUCCUACUACAACACCCUUUGCUUUUUUUAAGUUAAAAAUAUGUGUUUACUAAAGAAGGGUUAAAUAUAUGUUAAAAGUUACUAUUUUGGUAGUCAGUCUGGAUAACAAGAGUGUGAUUUUUCUCACCAGUUAGAGGGAAGGAAAUGGUGAUAUUAACCAGUAAAUUAUAACAUUAAUAGUUUUUUUAAAAAUUUUAUCACUCUAAACCCACUUUUGAAGAUUACAUAUUAGCUCCAUUUGUUACUAUAUUUUAAUAACUCUUAUUUUUUUCCUUCAGUUUAUGGGGCUUUCUUAAUUGCAGGAAAUACCUUUUUAAUUAACGUUUAUUAAAAUAGAGUGAAAAUAUAGAAAAGUACACAGGUCAUAAGUAAACAUGAAUUUUCACGAAGGGCACGCACUUGUGUAAACCACCCGGGGCCCCCCCCCGCCGCCCCACGCCCUUCCCCGAGUGUGAGUCCGAACAUCACCAGCAUCCCAAAGUCCUCACAGUCCGUUAUAGUCUUUGCCCCUCCCCCCUCCGCCCACACACACCAAAGACAUAAUUUUAAAGUUUAUAAAUGAAUAUUCAUGUGUGCUGUCGUUUUUUGUUUCCUCUUUGCCAAUCUUUGUAUUUAUUCUUUUUCUCUAUUUUUAAAUUUUUGUGUUAUUAAAAUAA